AUGGGGUCUGGAAGCUCCAAGUCUGACGAGACGGCCACCCUUCAGCCUGGUGCCUCCCGAACCGCACAAUUCUUCAAGGACGAGGAGAUUCCGAUUUCCAGAGGCUUCCCCGUCAAGACCUAUGCAUUACCGGCACAUGCGAUACCGAACUCGCCCCAGGUCUUCACGCGCGGAGGAGACUCGGACUGGGACCCUCAUACCCCCGCUACCGAACUGCCCGCACGAAGGAAGUCGAGCUUCCUACCAUGGAAGAAAUCUUCAACCUCAAAAGCUCCUCAGGAGCCUAUGACAGAAUACUUCCCGGACCCGCGUCCAUACUUGCCAGACUCGCGGCCAUCGUCAGUGGUUAACGAUGGUUCCGAGGGGAACACGCCGGGGUCUUUUGUGUUCUCGCAAGCCAGUCCGGCGUCGACCGUGGCAACCCCUCCAACAUCUCCACUCUCCCCCUUUGGUAGUAUCCGACGAAAACCGAUAGGUUUAAGGCCUACCGCUUCCUCUCCCAAUUUACUUGCACCGAAUAGCUCUCGUCCGUUCUUUCCGCUAGCAAGAAAUGCUCAGUACAAGUCAACUCUAUCUUCCCUUUUGGAAACUCCAGCACCUUCGAGACCACGGCGAGGCUCGGAUCUGGAGCCGACUCACAAUGCCUCGCUCUUUGGCGCUGCUCCCUCCCUGGAACAUUCUCGAGGCCAGGCACCUAUUCCAUUUAGCCCAAGCGAGUCGAAUGCGGCAGCGUUGUCCAACAAUGAACAACUACUAUCCGACGCCCGCCAGGUGGUUGAAAUGGAACACGACCUUGACCUUCUUAUGGCCUUGUCAGAAUCCAUGGACAGAUCAAGCCAAGGAAAGCAAACAGCAAGGUCACCUUCACCAGCGGAAUCCUCACACUGGCGCAGUCCUUCACCUGCUCCAUCAGACUCUAGCGACGACCUAGUCUUGUACAGAGGCAGGAAUAAUGCCAGAAAUGGGAUUAGCAAACCGCGUGCGGCAACUCCGCAGCGUAUAUCAACACAAGAACAACUGGAUCGAGAGUUGGCGCAGCAAAUACAGAGGGAGGAAGAAGAGAGGGCUUCGUCUCACACAUCUUCUUCCCGAACAAGACACAUUCCCGGUGCUUUCGUCCCUCCGACAUUCGCAUCAUCUUCUUCGACAUUUGCAUCAUCUUCAUCUGCAUCGUCUCGCGGACUACACUCGAAUAAUCCCUUUAGCAGAAGGAUAUCACUCCGCAGUGAGCCGGCAACUGAACUCCGUGAUAUUCCGCUGAGUAAGGCUACUUCACCCCGUAGUCUGGAUCCCGACGAACUUCUGGCUAGGCAGUUGCAAGAAGAGGAGAACCGUGGUGUACCCAGGCAAGCAUCUCGUCCACAAGAAGACGCCGAUCUAGCAUUAGCUAUCAAGCUAGCAGAGGAGGAAAACCAACAUCUACGCCAAAUUAAUGCGGCGCCCAAGAAAAGGGACUGUGCAGUGUGUGCAGAAAGCUAUCCUAUUCCCGAUCUACCCUCUCUCAUGAACUGUGAGCACGAGCCUCAAGUCUGUAGCGACUGCUACCAAGGCUGGAUUGCUUCGGAACUGAACAGCAAGAGCUGGAAAGAGAUCAAAUGCCCAGAGGAGGGUUGCAAACAAAUUUUGAAUCACGCGGAGGUGCAAGAGUAUGCCACGCCGGAAGUCUACGCAAAAUUCGAUGCCCUCUCUGCCCGCGAAGCACUCAAUGACGACCCCAACUUCCGAUGGUGUCGUGGCCCUAAUUGCAAAUCCGGUCAAAUACACGAAAGCGACGUUUCUGGCAACAUCUUUGUGUGCGUAGACUGUGGUUUCAAAGUCUGUACUGUUCAUGAGGGCGUAUGGCAUGAAGGGGAAACUUGUGAAGAGUAUGAUUAUAGAACAAGUGGGAGGAAAGAGAAAGACCAGAAAGCACAAGAGGAGGCUUCUGCUGCCGAAAUCGCUAAGAUCACAAAGAAAUGUCCGGGGAAGAGGGGCAACUGUGGGUGGAAUAUCGAGAAGAAUGAUGGGUGCGAUCAUAUGACUUGUACCAAGUGCAAGCACCAAUUCUGCUGGAUCUGCAUGGCCGACUACCAACCCAUCCGAGACAAGGGAAACUCUGAGCAUGAGACAGACUGCAAAUACCAUUCUAGCAAGCUCCCGACGCUUCCGCCUGAGCAGGCUGUGUAA
Mytilinidion resinicola is the source of this 2166-nucleotide messenger RNA. RefSeq lists its product as uncharacterized. Gene Ontology annotation, biological process: positive regulation of proteasomal ubiquitin-dependent protein catabolic process; protein polyubiquitination; ubiquitin-dependent protein catabolic process. Bases 1 to 2166 code for a protein of 721 amino acids. Gene Ontology annotation, cellular component: cytoplasm; ubiquitin ligase complex. The transcript is spliced from 3 exons. The record is from RefSeq and is a predicted model, not a curated record. Lineage: Eukaryota; Fungi; Ascomycota; Dothideomycetes; Mytilinidiales; Mytilinidiaceae. Gene Ontology annotation, molecular function: ubiquitin conjugating enzyme binding; ubiquitin protein ligase activity; zinc ion binding.